Messenger RNA from Porites lobata, 727 nucleotides. NCBI's taxonomy places the organism in Eukaryota, Metazoa, Cnidaria, Anthozoa, Scleractinia, Poritidae. The record is from the annotation of a GenBank genome assembly.
AUGCGUUUAGCUUUUGAAGUGAAGAAGGAAAACAUGAGAAAAGACUUUGAAUGUGAGAAAGAAGAAAUGCAACAGAAUCUCUUGAAAGAGAAAGACAAUAUGCGCUGGAAAUUCAGGAAUCGAGACAUAUUUUCAAGCUGUCUUUCGAAGACGAGAAAUCUGCGUUGAUAAUAUCAUGGGAUCGUGAAAAACAGACUCUUCUCGACAAUUACAUCAAAGAGAAGAAAGAAUUAAGAGCGCAAUUUGAGCGACUUUUAAGGGAGAAAGAGGAAGGAUUUAAAGCCAAAAAGGCUGAAAUGGAAGCGAAGAUUCGCAAAGAGCUUGAGGGAAUCGAGGAAGUAAAAAUGAGCUGAGGAGGACAUUGUCGCAGGGCUUGGGCGACCUGGAGAAUGUUUACUUCGAGGAAAACGCGUAUCUCGAGACCCUCUAUAAUCACGAGCAACCAGAGGUUGAUAUGCACUUUAAAAGUAUAGUAGAUGCCAAAAUGAUCCUGGAUAAAAAGGAGCUGUUGAAAUCGCUCAAACAAGAGAAGACCAAAAUGCAUUCUCACUACGCCAAUAAGCACAAGUUAGUAGAGCACCUGUCCAGUUCGCGUUGGAAAUCGUCAGGGACAUGGAACAGAGGUUCAAACAGCAAAAGCACGAUUUGAUGAACAUUUUUAGAAGGGAAAAAUCGGACAUGGAAGAGGGCUUUAUUAAAGAAGGGGAAGACAUCAGACGUGAAUUAG